Molecule: messenger RNA, 9039 nt
Organism: Acanthosepion pharaonis
Lineage: Eukaryota; Metazoa; Mollusca; Cephalopoda; Sepiida; Sepiidae
Source: the annotation of a GenBank genome assembly
AUGUCUCUCCACAGUCCUACUAGUGCCAUCCUGUCUAAUUUUCUUGUGUCUCUGUUUCUGCCAUCCUGUCUCUAUUCACCUCCAAGCCUGUCUCUGUUUCUGCCAUCCUGUUUCUAUUCACCCCCCAAGCCUGUCUCUGUUUCUGCCAUCCUGUCUCUAUUCACCCCACAGCCUGUCUCUCUUUCUGCAUCCUGUCUCUGUUUCUGCCAUCCUGUCUCUAUUCACCCCACAAGCCUGUCUCUGUUUCUGCCAUCCCUGUCUCUAUUCACAUCCAAAGCCUGUCUCUGUUUCUGCCAUCCUGUCUCUAUUCACCCCCAGCCUGUCUCUGUUUCUGCCAUCCUGUCUCUAUUCACCCCCAAGCCUGUCUCUGUUUAUUCUGCCCAGCCUGUCUCUAUUCACAUCCUGUCCCUAUUCCUGUCUCUGUUUCUCCUGUCCAUCCUGUCUCUAUUCAUCUUCCAGCCUGUCUCUGUUUCUGCCAUCCUGUCUCUAUUCACCCCCCCAGCCUGUCUCUGUUUCUGCCAUCCUGUCUCUAUUCACCCCCCCAAGCCUGUCUCUGUUUCUGCCAUCCUGUCUCUAUUCACCCCCCCAGCCUGUCUCUGUUUCUGCCAUCCUGUCUCUAUUCACCCCCAAGCCUGUCUCUGUUUAUGCCAUCCUGUCUCUAUUCACCCAUCCUGUCUCUGUUUCUGCCAUCCUGUCUCUAUUCACCUCCCCAGCCUGUCUCUGUUUCUGCCAUCCUGUCUCUAUUCACCCCCAAGCCUGUCCUGUCUGUUUCUGCCAUCCCUGUCUCUAUUCAACCCCCAAGCCUGUCUCUGUUUCUGCCAUCCUGUCUCUAUUCACCCCCAAGCCUGUCUCUGUUUCUGCCAUCCUGUCUCUAUUCACCCCCCCUCGCCCAAGCCUGUCUCUGUUUCUGCCAUCCUGUCUCUAUUCACCUUCCAGCCUGUCAUCCUGUCUCUAUUCACCCCCCCAAGCCUGUCUCUGUUUCUGCCAUCCUGUCUCUAUUCACCCCCCAAGCCUGUCUCUGUUUCUGCCAUCCUGUCUCUAUUCACCCCCCAAGCCUGUCUCUGUUUCUGCCAUCCUGUCUCUAUUCACCUCCCAGCCUGUCUCUGUUUCUGCCAUCCUGUCUCUAUUCACCCCCAAGCCUGUCUCUGUUUCUGUUUCUGCCAUCCUCUGUUCUCCUUCACCAUUCCCCCCAAGCCUGUCUCUGUUUCUGCCAUCCUGUCUCUAUUCACCCCCCAAGCCUGUCUCUGUUUCUGCCAUCCUGUCUCUAUUCACCCCCAAGCCUGUCUCUGUUUCUGCCAUCCUGUCUCUAUUCACCUCCAAGCCUGUCUCUGUUUCUGCCAUCCUGUCUCUAUUCACCCCAAGCCUGUCAUGCCAUCCUGUCUCUAUUCACCUCCUAGCCUGUCUCUGUUUCUGCCAUCCUGUCUCUAUUCACCUCCCAGCCUGUCUCUGUUUCUGCCAUCCUGUCUCUAUUCACCCCACAAGCCUGUCUCUGUUUCUGCCAUCCUGUCUUUAUUCACCCCACAAGCCUGUCUCUGUUCUGCCAUCCUGUCCAUUCCUGUCUCUAUCCUGUCUCUAUUCACCCCCAAGCCUGUCUCUGUUUCUGCCAUCCUGUCUCUAUUCACCUCCCAGCCUGUCUCUGUUUCUGCCAUCCUGUCUCUAUUCACCCCCCAAGCCUGUCUCUGUUUCUGCCAUCCUGUCUCUAUUCACCUCCCAGCCUGUCUCUGUUUCUGCCAUCCUGUCUCUAUUCACCCCCCAAGCCUGUCUCUGUUUCUGCCAUCCUGUCUCUAUUCACCCCCAAGCCUGUCUCUGUUUCUGCCAUCCUGUCUCUAUUCACCUUCCAGCCUGUCUCUGUUUCUGCCAUCCUGUCUCUAUUCACCCCCAAGCCUGUCUCUGUUUCUGCCAUCCUGUCUCUAUUCACCCCCAGCCUGUCUCUCCUGUUUCUGCCAUCCUGUCUCUAUUCAAUGUCUCUGUUUCUGCCAUCCUGUCUCCUAUUCACCCCCCAGCCUGUCUCUGUUUCUGCCAUCCUGUCUCUAUUCACCUCCCCAGCCUGUCUCUGUUUCUGCCAUCCUGUCUCUAUUCACCCCCCAGCCUCUCCUGUGUCUCUAUUCACCCCCAGCCUGUCUCUGUUUCUGCCAUCCUGUCUCUAUUCACCCCAGCCUGUCUCUGUUUCUGCCAUCCUGUCUCUCUAUUCACCCCCAAGCCUGUUCUGUUUCCAUCCUGUCUCUAUUCACCCCCAGCCUGUCUCUGUUUCUGCCAUCCUGUCUCUAUUCACCCCCAAGCCUGUCUCUGUUUCUGCCAUCCUGUCUCUAUUCACCUCCCAGCCUGUCUCUGUUUCUCUGCCAUCCUGUCUCUAUUCACCCCCAGCCUGUCUCUGUUUCUGCCAUCCUGUCUCUAUUCACCCCCCCCAAGCCUGUCUCUGUUUCUGCCAUCCUGUCCAUCCUGUCUCUAUUCACCUCCAUCCUGUCUCUGUUUCACCCCCAAGGCUGUCUCUGUUUCUGCCAUCCUGUCUCUAUUCACCUCCCAGCCUGUCUCUGUUUCUGCCAUCCUGUCUCUAUUCACCCCCCCAGCCUGUCUCUGUUUCUGCCAUCCUGUCUCUAUUCACCCCCAGCCUGUCUCCUGUUUCUAAGCCAUCCUGUCUCUAUUCACUCUGUCCUGUCUCUGUUUUCACCCCCCAUCCUGUCUCUGUUUCUGCCAUCCUGUCUCUAUUCACCCCCCCAAGUCUGUCUCUCCUGUUUCUAUUCCAUCCUGUUUCUCAUCUCUCACCCCCAAGCCUGUCUCUGUUUCUGCCAUCCUGUCUCUAUUCACCUCCCAGCCUGUCUUGUUUCUGCCAUCCUGUCUCUUAUUCACCCCCCCAAGCCUGUCUCUGUUUCUGCCAUCCUGUCUCUAUUCACCUCCCAGCCUGUCUCUGUUUCUGCCAUCCUGUCUCUAUUCACCCCCCAGCUGUCUCUGUUUCUGCCAUCCUGUUCUAUUCACCUCCCAGCCAUCCUGUCUCUAUUCACCCCCCAAUUCACCCCACAGCCUGUCUCUGUUUCUGCCAUCCUGUCUCUAUUCACCUCCCAGCCUGUCUCUGUUUCUGCCAUCCUGUCUCUAUUCACCCCCAAGCCUGUCUCUGUUUCUGCCAUCCUGUCUCUAUUCACCCCCAAGCCUGUCUCUGUUUCUGCCAUCCUGUCUCUAUUCACCUCCCAGCCUGUCUCUGUUUCUAUUCAUCCUGUCUCUAUUCAGCCUGUCUCUGUUUCUGCCAUCCUGUCUCUAUUCACCUUACAGCCUGUCUCUGUUUCUGCCAUCCUGUCUUAUUCACCCCCAGCCUGUCUCUUUCUGCCAUCCUGUCUCUAUUCACCCCCCAAGCCUGUCUCUGUUCGUCCAUCCUGUCUCUAUUCACCUCCCAGCCUGUCUCUGUUUCUGCCAUCCUGUCUUUAUUCACCUCCAAGCCUGUCUCUGUCUAUGCCAUCCUGUCUCUGUUUCUGCCAUCCUGUCUCAAUUCACCUCCCAGCCUGUCUAUGUUUCUGCCAUCCUGUCUCUAUUCACCCACAAGCCUGUCUCUGUUUCUGCCAUCCUGUCUCUAUUCACCUCCUAGCCUGUCUCUGUUUCUGCCAUCCUGUCUCUAUUCACCCCCAAGCCUGUCUCUGUUUCUGCCAUCCUGUCUCUAUUCACCUCCCAGCCUGUCUCUGUUUCUGCCAUCCUGUCUCUAUUCACCUCCCAGCCUGUCUCUGUUUCUGCCAUCCUGUCUCUAUUCACCUUCCAGCCUGUCUCUGUUUCUGCCAUCCUGUCUCUAUUCACCCCCAAGCCUGUCUCUGUUUCUGCCAUCCUGUCUCUAUUCACCUCCCAGCCUGUCUCUGUUUCUGCCAUCCUGUCUCUAUUCACCCCAUCCUGUCUCUGUUUCUGCCAUCCUGUCUCUAUUCACCUCCCAGCCUGUCUCUGUUUCAAAUAUCACCCCCAAGCCUGUCUCUGUUUCUGCCAUCCUGUCUCUAUUCACCCCCCUGUCUCUGCCUCCUGUCUCUGUUUCUGCCCAUCCUGUCUCUAUUCACCCCCCCUGUCUCUUUCUGCCUGUCUCUGUUUCUGCCAUCCUGUCUCUAUUCACCCCCCAGCCUGUCUCUGUUUCUGCCAUCCUGUCUCUAUUCACCCCCCAGUCUGUCUCUGUUUCUGCCAUCCUGUCUCUAUUCACCCCCCAGCCUGUCUCUGUUUCUGCCAUCCUGUCUCUUUCACCUCCCCAAGCCUGUCUCUGUUUCUGCCAUCCUGUCUCUAUUCACCUCCCAGCCUGUCUCUGUUUCUGCCAUCCUGUCUCUAUUCACCCCAAUAAGCCUGUCUCUGUUUCUGCCAUCCUGUCUCUAUUCACCUAAGCCUGUCUCUGUUUCUGCCAUCCUGUCUCUAUUCACCCCCCCCAGCCUGUCUCUGUUUCCCAUCCUGUCUCUAUUCACCUCCCAAGCCUGUCUCUGUUUCUGCCAUCCUGUCUCUAUUCACCCCCAGCCUGUCUCUGUUUCUGCCAUCCUGUCUCUAUUCACCCCCAGCCUGUCUCUGUUUCUGCCAUCCUGUCUUUAUUCACCCUCCACAAGCCUGUCUCUGUUUCUGCCAUCCUGUUUAUUCACCCCCCAAGCCUGUCUCUGUUUUCCUGUCUCUAUUCCCCAGUCUCUGUUUCUGCCAUCCUGUCUCUAUUCACCUCCCAGCCUGUCUCUGUUUCUGCCAUCCUGUCCUGUCUCUGUUUCUGCAUCCUGUCUUAUUCACCUACCAGCCUGUCUCUGUUUCUGCCAUCCUGUCUAUUCACCUCCCAGCCUGUCUCUGUUUCUGCCAUCCUGUCUCUAUUCACCCCCAGCCUGCUCUGUCUCUGUUUCUGCCAUCCUGUCUCUAUUCACCCCCCAGCCUGUCUCUGUUUCUGCCAUCCUGUCUCUAUUCACCCCCAAGCCUGUCCUGUUUCCUGCCAUCCUGUCUCUCUGUUUCUGUCUCUAUUCACCCCCAGCCUGUCUCUGUUUCUGCCAUCCUGUCUCUAUUCACCCCCCAGCCUGUCUGUUUCUGCCAUCCUGUCUCUAUUCACCCCCAGCCUGUCUCUGUUUCUGCCAUCCUGUCUCUAUUCACCUCCCAGCCUGUCUCUGUUUCUGCCAUCCUGUCUCUAUUCACCCCCCUGUCUCUGUUUCCCAUCCUGUCCUAUUCAAGCCUGUCUCUGUUUCUCCUGUCUCUAUUCACCCCCAAGCCUUUUCUGCCAUCCUGUCUCUAUUCACCUCCUGUCUCUAUUCACCCCCAAGCCUGUCUCUGUUUCUGCCAUCCUGUCUCUAUUCACCUCCCCAGCCUGUCUCUGUUUCUGCCAUCCUGUCAAUUCUCUGUUUCCCCCAUCCUGUCUCAUUCACCUCCCAGCCUGUCUCUGUUUCUGCCAUCCUGUCUCUAUUCACCCCCCAAGCCUGUCUCUGUUCCUCCUGUCUCUAUUCACCCCCCAGCCUGUCUCUGUUUCUGCCAUCCUGUCUCUAUUCACCCCCCAAGCCUGUCUCUGUUCUGCCAUCCUGUCUCACCCCAGCCUGUCUCUGUUUCUGCCAUCCUGUCUCUAUUCACCCCCCAAGCCUGUCUCUGUUUCUGCCAUCCUGUCUCUAUUCACCCCACAAGCCUGUCUCUGUUUCUGCCAUCCUGUCUCUAUUCACCUCCCAGCCUGUCUCUGUCUGUCCUGUCUCUAUUCACCUCCAGCCUGUCUCUGUUUCUGCCAUCCUGUCUCUAUUCCCCCCCAAGCCUGUCUCUGUUUCUGCCAUCCUGUCUCUAUUCACCCCCAAGCCUGUCUCUGUUUCUGCAUCCUGUCUCUAUUCACCCCAGCCUGUCUCUUUUCUGCCAUCCUGUCUCUAUUCACCCCCCAGCCUGUCUCUGUUUCUGCCAUCCUGUCUCUAUUCACCCCCCAGCCUGUCUGUCUCUCCUGUUCUCUGCCAUCCUGUCUCUAUUCACCUCCCAGCCUCUCUCUGUUUCUGCCAUCCUGUCUCUAUUCACCACCCCCCAAGCCUGUCUCUGUUUCUGCCAUCCUGUCUCUAUUCACCACCACCCAAAGCCUGUCUCUGUUUCUGCCAUCCUGUCUCUAUUCACCCCCAAGCCUGUCUCUGUUUCUGCCAUCCUGUCUCUAUUCACACCCCAAGCUUGUCUCUGUUCUGCCAUCCUGUCUCUAUUCACCCCCCAAGCCUGUAUCUGUUUCUGCCAUCCUGUCUCUAUUCACCCCCCAGCCUGUCUCUGUUUCUGUCCUUCUGUCUCUGUUUCUGCCAUCCUGUCUCUAUUCACCCCCCCUGUCCUGUCUCUGUUUCCCAUCCUGUCUCUAUUCCCCAAGCCUGUCUCUGUCACCUGCCAGCCUGUCUCUGUUUCUGCCAUCCUGUCUCUAUUCACCUCCCAGCCUGUCUCUGUUUCUCCAUCCUGUCUCUAUUCACCUCCCAGCCUGUCUCUGUUUCUGCCAUCCUGUCUCUAUUCCCCCAAGCCUGUCUCUGUUUCUGCCAUCCUGUCUCAUCCUGUCUCUGUUUCUGCCAUCCUGUCUCUAUUCACCCUCCCAGCCUGUCUCUGUUUCUGCCAUCCUGUCUCUAUUCACCCCCAGCCUGUCUCUGUUUCUGCCAUCCUGUCCACCCCCCCCCCUGUCUCUAUUCACCCCCCCCCUCUGUUUCUGCCAUCCUGUCUCUAUUCACCCCCAGCCUGUCUCUGUUUCUGCCAUCCUGUCUCUAUUCACCCCCCAGCCUGUCUCUGUUUCUGCCAUCCUGUCUCUAUUCACCCCCCAAGCCUGUCUCUGUUUCUGCCAUCCUGUCUCUAUCCCCCCAAGCCUCUCUAUUCAUCCUGUCUCUAUUCCCUCCCAGCCUGUCUCUGUUUCUGCCAUCCUGUCUCUAUUCACCCCCCAAGCCUGUCUCUGUUUCUGCCAUCCUGUCUCUUUUCACCCCCCUGAGCCUGUCUCUGUUUCUGCCAUCCUGUCUCUAUUCACCCCCCCAGCCUGUCUCUGUUUCUGCCCCCUCUAUUCACCCCCAAGCCUGUCUCUGUUUCUGCCAUCCUGUCUCUAUUCACCCCCCUCCUCCUGUCUCUAUUCACCCCCCUAUCCUCUCUGUUCCCAUCCUGUCUCUGUUUCUGCCAUCCUGUCUCUAUUCACCCCCCAGACUGUCUCUGUUCCUGUCCAUCACCCCCCUCAAGCCUCUCUAUUCACCUCCCAAGCCUGUCUCUGUUUCUGCCAUCCUGUCUCUAUUCACCUUCCAAGCCUGUCUCUGUUUCUGCCAUCCUGUCUCUAUUCACCCCCCAAGCCUGUCCUGUUUCAGCCUGUCCUCUCUUUCACUGCCUGUCUCUGUUUCUGCCAUCCUGUCUCUAUUCACCCCCCCUCGCCCAAGCCUGUCUCUGUUUCUGCCAUACUGUCUCUAUUCACCUCCCAGCCUGUCUCUGUUUCUGCCAUCCUGUCUCUAUUCACCCCGCAAGCCUGUUUUUGUUUCUGCCAUCCUGUCUUCUAUUCACCCCCCCUCCCUGUCUCUGUUUCUGCCAUCCUGUCUCUUCACCCCCAAGCCUGUCUAUUCACCUGUCUCUAUUCACCUCCAGCCUGUCUCUGUUUCUGCCAUCCUGUCUCUAUUCACCCCGCAAGCCUGUCUUUGUUUCUGCCAUCCUGUCUCCAUUCCCCUGUCUCUGUUUCUGCCAUCCUGUCCCCCCCAAGCCUGUCUCUGUUUCUGCCAUCCUGUCUCUAUUCACCUCCCAGCCUGUCUCUGUUUCUGCCAUCCUGUCUCUAUUCACCCCGCAAGCCUGUCUCUGUUUCUGCCAUCCUGUCUCUAUUCACCCCCCCCGAGCCUGUCUCUGUAUCUGCAUCCUGUCUCUAUUCACCCCCCAGACUGUCUCUGUUUCUGCCAUCCUGUCUCUAUUCCCCCCUCCCCAAGCCUGUCUCUAUUUCUGCCAUCCUGUCUCUAUUCACCCCACAAGCCUGUCUCUGUUUCUGCCAUCCUGUCUCUAUUCACCCCCCAAGCCUGUCUCUGUUUCUGCCAUCCUGUCUCUAUUCACCCCCCAAGCCUGUCUCUGUUCUGCCAUCCUGACUUUAUUCACCUCCCAGCCUGUCUCUGUCUCUGUUUAUGCCAUCCUGUCUCUGUUUCUGCCAUCCUGUCUCUAUUCACCUUACAGCCUGUCUCUGUUUCUGCCAUCCUGUCUCUAUUUACCUCCCAGCCUGUCUCUGUUUCUGCCAUCCUGUCUCUAUUCACCCUCCACAAGCCUGUCUCUGUUUCUGCCAUCCUGUCUCUAUUCACCUCCCAGCCUGUCUCUGUUUCUGCCAUCCUGUCUCUAUUCACCCCCAAGCCUGUCUCUGUUUCUGCCAUCCUGUCUCUAUUCACCUCCCAGCCUGUCUCUGUUUCUGCCAUCCUGUCUCUAUUCACCCCCCACAAGCCUGUCUCUGUUUCUGCCAUCCUGUCUCUAUUCACCCCCCCUCCCCAAGCCUGUCUCUGUUUCUCUAUUCAUCCUGUCUCUAUUCACCCCCAUCCUGUCUCUGUUUUCUGCUCUGUUUCUGCCAUCCUGUCUCUAUUCACCCCCUCCCCAAGCCUGUCUAUGUUUCUGCCAUCCUGUCUUUAUUCACCCCCAGCCUGUCUCUGUUUCUGCCAUCCUGUCUCUAUUCACCCCCAGCCUGUCUCUGUUUCUGCCAUCCUGUCUCUAUUCACCUCCCAGCCUGUCUCUGUUUCUGCCAUCCUUUCUCUAUUCACCCCCCAGCCCUGUCCUGUUUCAAAUUCAAAAACCUGUCUCUGUUUCUGCCAUCCUGUCUCUAUUUUCUCUCUAUUCACCUCCCAGCCUGUCUCUGUUUCUGCCAUCCUGUCUCUAUUCACCUUCCAGCCUGUCUCUGUUUCUGCUAUCCUGUCUCUAUUCACCCCCACCCCAUGUCUCUAUUCACCCCCCCAAACCUGUCUCUGUUUCUGCCAUCCUGUCUGGAUAUCCUGUCUCUAUUCAUUCCCCAGCCUGUCUCUUUUUUUCUGCCAUACUUUCUCUGAUUCACAAGCCUGUCAGUUUCUAUCCUGUCUAUUUGAGCCCCCCAAGCCUGUCUCUGUUUCUGCCCUCCUGUGUCACCCCCCAGCAGUGUCAGUUUCUGAUGCUGUGUGA